Pelodiscus sinensis (Chinese soft-shelled turtle) is the source of this 3452-nucleotide messenger RNA. NCBI's taxonomy places the organism in Eukaryota, Metazoa, Chordata, Testudines, Trionychidae. The record is from RefSeq and is a predicted model, not a curated record.
CUAGUCUUACAAUGGUGAUUUUAUUAACAAAAGAAAGAAAGCAUACUUGGUAACGUAUACUUGGUUGGUAAGUGCAACAGAGCCACUGGAAAAAAAGGCAGAUAAAAAACACAGAUAAUUGCUACCCUGGGAUUCAGUUUAAAAGUUACAGUGUAUGACUCAGCACAGAGUUCAAAACUAAAGAAAAUAACCUGAUUGCAUCUAACUAAACAUUCUCUGUUCUACUCACGUAUCUGUUGUUCAAGGUUUAUUCCUUUCUAGAUAUGAAUAUCACUGGAAAUUCCAUGCCUGGUUCCUAACUCAAUCCAUCUCCUCCAGCCCUCUUCUGUCCACACAAAGACUGCUGAAGGCAGAUCACUGCUUCAAUUCAUAUCUCACACUCUCUUCCCAUUGGCUCUCCUAGCUCCUUGCCUACACUUCCUGGAGAUGUUCUGGUUUCACACUUGAAGGAAAUGUUUGGGAAGUCUAGAAAGAGAUAUUUCCCCUCCGAUUCAUCACACCAUCACACUCUGGAAUUCUCCACUCACUGGCGAAGUCUGACCACAAGUAGUUCCUAGAGCUGUCACCUCCCUGAGGACUGGCUGCCUCAGGACUGUGGGGAUGGAACGUGGUCCUGUCCCUGCUCGUCACUAGACACCAUUCAGCCCAGGGCAGCAGGGAUCAAGAGUUUUUCCUGCCCGAGGGCUGUUUGGAGACCUGAGCUGGGGAGGGGGAGCUGGUGUCUCAGUCUAGCUCCCAGUGGGCAGAUUCUACGGCCCUUCCCCUGGGAACUUCCCGCCCCUCAGCAUCUGGAGGCCCAGGAGUGAAUUGGCUGUGGAGACUCAAUUCCUCUUUGUCCCCAGAGCUGGGCUCUCCAGGCCAUAUUUUAAGACUAUUAAUGGGUCCAUUGAGGGGAACAUUGCCUGGUCAUGAGUUGUGCUGCAUCUGCUCUCAGGCUGGGAGAACUGGAGGGAUUCUAACUCCAGGCCCAUCAGAGCAGCGACUCGCUGGCCAGAGGGUAAGAACGGAGUCACUCCGUGUAGGGUCACUAUGGGACGUUGUUUCUCUCCAGGUGUGAGGAGGGGCAGGCCCAGCAGCCAGAGGAGAUGGCUCCUCAACUGGAAGAACAAGUCCGUGGUUUCUCCCAAAAAGUGAUUGCGCUGUCGGAGACGCUGAGGGAGUUCAAAGACACUCUGCCGGCCGCACUGGGGACACAAAGCGGGGACCCCCUUGGAGCACACAGACCAGUUGCUGACAGUCCAGCUCAUUCCCCUCCACCACCUCCAGAUAAGAUGCCGAUGUUUGGUGCUUCUCCUCCUCCUUCCAUUCCCACGCCCCCUCCUGUGGAUUAUGAUGAGGAAGAAGCUGCAAUAGGGCAGCACAAUGAUUCUUAUGCAGAUGGGGACCCUGUUUGGGAACCUAAAAGCUAUGUUGAGAAUGCUGCUGACAGUCCAACUCUUCCCUCGGCACCACUUCCAGACGAGAUGCUGAUGCUUGGUGCUUCUUCUCCUCCUUCCACUCCCUCUCCCCCUCCUGUGGAUUAUGAGGAGGAGGAAGCUGCAGAUGGAGACCCUGCCUGGGCACCUAAAAACUAUAUUGAGAAAGGUUGUCUGAAAUCACUGGGAGUGUGCUACACUCAAGACAUUGCUGCUGUUGCUGUCUUAUCCUUCCCUCCUGCCCUGUGGUCCGGAUCCAGUUCCAGUGAGAUGGAAGUUCUGUCCCUCGGCCGCAGCUCCGGAGCCGGCUCCUUGCUUCACGCAUUGAUCAUUUUCUUCCAAGCACUGCGUGUCCCCGGGCUGGACUCAGCUCGGUUCACAGUGGUUGGGCCUGGUCACCCUGUCACAGCCGUGGUGGGGGAGGAGAUCGUGUUACCCUGUCGCCUGUUCCCCAGAAUGAGCGCUGAGAACAUGGAGGUCAGAUGGUUCCGCUCUGAGUUCACGUCUUUCGUGCACCUGUACCGGCGUGGGAAGGAUGAGUUUGGGCAGCAGAUGCCCGAGUAUCACGGCAGGACUGAGCUUUUGAAAGCCAGCCUCACGGACGGGAAUGUGGCCUUGAAGAUUGUGAAUGUCAGGCGUUCCGAUGAAGGACAGUACCGCUGUUCUGUUCAGGAUGGGGUCUUUCAUGUAGAAGCUGAACUGGAACUGAAGAUCACAGAUGUCUCUUCCCCGGGAGCAGUUCCCUGGAUUGUUGUUUGGAUUGUGACUCUGGUGAUUUUGUUGGUGUUCAUCGGCCUGACCCUUUUUCUUCUCAAAUUAAGAGGGAAAUAUCUUCACCUGAUCAGUAAACUUCUAAGAGAGCUAGAAUGGAGGCGAUGCCUAAUUGACGCAGACAACGUGACUCUGGAUGAAGACACAGCGCAUGUCCUGCUUAAACUGUCGGAGGAUGGGAAAUGUUUGCAAUGGGGAUACGAUGUGCAGUCACGGCCUGACAUCCCGGAGAGAUUUGACGUUGACCCCUGUGUGCUUGGCAAUGAGAGAUUCACCUCGGGGAGACAUUCCUGGGAGGUUGAUGUGGGGAAUGGGCAUAACUGGGCUGUAGGGGUGGCCAAGGAGUCUGUAAGCAGGAAGGGAGGGAUCAGUAUGACCCCCGAGGGGGGGAUCUGGGCUGUGCAGCGGUCCGGGAGUAAUUGCUGGGCUCUCACUGACUACGUCACCCCCCUCCUCUUGUCCCAGAUCCCCAGGAGGGUCCGGGUUUGUCUGGACUGUGACCGGGGGCAGGUGGUAUUUACCAAUGCUGAUACUGAGAAUCUAAUCUAUGUUUUCCCGCCAGGCUCCCUGCCCCAGGAGAGAAUCCAACCCUGGCUGGGGGUAUGGGACAUGUGCCCACUCCGCCUGUGUCACUGACCUCAGCCUCUCUAGCCUCACAAACCCUCGUCUCUGUGACCCUGCAGGAAACCCCCUACCCAGCCCCUGGCUCCUCAUCUCUGUUACCUGAAAGCUCCUCCCCCUCCUUCCCUGAAGCCGCUGGGAAGAAGGGGGAAGAACCCCUGGGGCUUACGGGGGAGCAGAGGGGCUGAGGUGGGGGUGCUGCUUAUCUCUGUAGCCAAUGGCAGGGUGCUUGGGCUGUGCUUCUGGCCAAUGGCAGGGCAGGUUUGGUUAGUCUCAGUGCCUAGUGGCAGUGAUAUCACCUCUAAUAUCAUUAGCUCACAGACAUUUACCUUCCCCCCUCCAUCCCCCUUCUGUUCUGACAUUUGAUUUGUCCUUUUCAUAUGUGUUCAUUUUUUUAAAUUGUAUCCUUUGGUAUAUAUGGUUGUGCCAAUUUUCUUCCACUAUUUGAUCUGAGGAAGUGGGUCUGGCCCAGGAAAGCUCAUCACCUAAUAAACCAUCUUGUUAGUCUUUAAAGUGCUACCUAGUCCUGUUCUUUGUUUUGGCUAGUGGCAGGGCAGCUUGGCCAAGCUAAUGGCCCAGGGCAGGGCUCACACCUCUUGGCUGAGUAGCCAAUGCUAGGGUGGCUCAUCCAGGCUCAUGGCCAAU